CCACCAUCUGCCGCCUCACAUCCAGCUGCCAACUUAGCCUCCACCAGGACAGUUCAAACCACAGAAGAGGGUGCCGACUGCAGGCCUCACAACAUCCAGUUUUCAGCAUUGGCUUUCACCUAAGAGUUCACUUGGCCUCGGGGCGAGCUGUUUGGCAUGGUUGGGAGGAGGUGUGGGCUGUGAAAUCCACACUGGCUGCCUGACCCCAGGCUUAGAGCCACGCUCACCAUCCUGCCUUCUGAGUGUCCAGUGAGGCUCAGCGAGGCCUGGGUGGGACGCAUUACACUUGCUUCUGUCUUCACCACCCCAUUUCAACACAGGAGAAAGUUGAGGCCUGAGAACGGAGCCAGCCUGCCAAUGCCUGCCUGGGGGGCCCUGUUGCUGCUCUGGGCUGCCGCAGAGGCCACCAAGGACUGCCCGGCGGAGUGCACCUGCCAGGCCCUGGAAACCAUGGGGCUGUCGGUGGACUGCAGGGGGCGGGGGCUCACGGCCCUGCCCGCCCUGCCCACCCAGACCCGCAACCUCCUGCUGGCCAAUAACAGCCUUAGCUCCGUGCCUCCGGGUGCCUUCGACCACCUGCCCCAGCUACAGGUCCUCGACGUGACGCAGAACCCCUGGCACUGCGACUGCAGUCUCACCUACCUGCGUCUCUGGCUGGAGGACCGCACGCCCGAGGCCCUGCUGCACGUCCGCUGCGCCAGCCCCAAGCUCGCCACCGCCCACCCCCUGGGCCAGCUCACGGGCUAUGAGCUGGGCAGCUGCGGCUGGCACCUGCAGGCAUCCUGGGCCUACCCGGGCUUCUGGCAGGACGUGGCGCUGGUGGUCGUGGCCACGCUGGGCCUGGCUCUCCUGGCUGGCCUGCUGUGCACUGCCACAGAGACCCUGGACUGAGCCCGGGGCCCCCAGGGUCACUCCCCCCAGCCUGAGCCCCCAGUAACCCAAAAUAAACUGCUCAACCAUUGU
Neofelis nebulosa (Clouded leopard) is the source of this 963-nucleotide messenger RNA. It is a transcript of the gene GP9, whose product is annotated as glycoprotein IX platelet. The record is from RefSeq and is a predicted model, not a curated record. Gene Ontology annotation, molecular function: protein binding. Lineage: Eukaryota; Metazoa; Chordata; Mammalia; Carnivora; Felidae. The transcript has 4 exons. Bases 358 to 891 code for a protein of 177 amino acids.